Emericellopsis cladophorae is the source of this 1767-nucleotide messenger RNA. RefSeq names its product Sterol uptake control protein-like protein. Gene Ontology annotation, biological process: regulation of transcription by RNA polymerase II. Gene Ontology annotation, molecular function: zinc ion binding; DNA-binding transcription activator activity, RNA polymerase II-specific. The record is from RefSeq and is a predicted model, not a curated record. The transcript is spliced from 2 exons. Lineage: Eukaryota; Fungi; Ascomycota; Sordariomycetes; Hypocreales; Bionectriaceae. The coding region runs from base 1 to 1767 and encodes 588 amino acids.
AUGGAGUUUUACAUUGUCCCCAACUCGACGCUGAACCCUUGCUCCCGAGACAUGAGCGAGCUGUUCUACGCAGACCACCGAAGCCCAGCAUCGCCAGCCAUGAACGGGCCCACCAGUGGAGGAGGAGCUGUCGUCGGGAGCACCAAGACGCGGCGGUCGCAUCGGAAAUCGCGAAACGGCUGCGCCGAGUGUAAGAGGCGGCACAUUCGCUGCGACGAGGGCAGGCCCGCGUGCACCAACUGCACCAUUGCCGAGCGCGCGUGCUCGUUCCCGAAUGCCUCUCCGGGCCACCAUGGAGCGGCAGCGGCAGCAGCAGCUCAGGCUCGGCAGACGAUGGGGACCGGUGGCGCCUCACCAGCAGCGGCGGGCAGCGGCGGCAGCAACAUCAACGGCUCGCUAGAAGUGCCUUCUCCUCUGCAUCACUACCCGGGUCCGCACAGUCCGGCGAGGAGUAGCAGCAGCACGGGCUCAGGUCCCAGACCGAUGAGUGUCUUUGCCGACGACGGUCUUCCACCGUUACAUGCUGCUGCUGGCGCUGCUCAUCACCACCAACAUCAUGCUCCUUCUCAUGCGCCGCAUCACCAUCCCCAGCAGCAGCAACCGCAGCAGCCGCUGCCGUCCCAGGGACUUCCCCGGUUCGCGCAUCAGCAGAGUCUCCCGUCAUUCAACGAGUCGUUUGCCGAUGCCGCGCCGCCCGUCGUACCACGGUUGCACAAGGCCAGCAGUAGCAGCACUGGACCGCUGCCUGCGCCGCAACCGCAGCCGGCACAGCCACCGCAGCAGCAAUUACCAUCACCACAGUCGCAGGCCGGAAGCAGCAGCGGCGUUGGCCCGGGGGGUGGGAGCGGCAGCGGCAGCGGCGGCAACUUUGACGCCCAGCACAUGGUUCUCCUCCAUCAUGUCGAGACAAGGAUGCACUCGGACAUUCUGGGCGUGGGCCAGACGCCGACGGUGAUCGAGAUGGCGAUACGGCACGCCGUCGAGUGCCCGUACCUGAUCGACCAGCUGCUGGCCCUGUCAGCCAUGCAUCUCGCCUACCAGCGACCCGAGCACGCCGCCACAUUCCGGCACCAGGCGACAGAGCUGCAAACCCGGGGCAUCACUCAAUUUGCCAAGGAGACGGAGCGGCUCACGACGUCGGAAGACAACUUUGCGGCGCCUCGCUUCCUCUACGCCACGCUGCUCAGCAUCCACAUGCUGGCGGACACGCUGGCCUACCACCGCGCCGACUUUGACGUCUUCAUCGACCGCUUCAUCGAGUGCAUGCACCUGCACCGCGGUAUCCUGUACAUUGUCCGCCCGCAGUUUGAGCAGCUCAUGCGCUCCGAGCUCGAGCCCAUCCUCGCCCUGACCCUGACCCAGCUGCCGCGCGACCCCCGCCGCGGCGCCGAGUGCGACCCCCUCCACGCCGUCCUCGACCGCUGCGCGCUGCCGCCGACGCACGCAGCCGUCUGCCGCGAGGCUAGUAAUAUGCUGCAGUGGGCGUUUGACCUCUCCGUCCGCCUGCCCUCCCCCGACGUGCCUCACGCCAUCUCUGGGUGGCACGUCGUGCUGCCGUCGGAGUUUGCGGACGUCCUGCGGGACAGGAGGCCUGAGGCGCUCGUCAUCCUCGCCUACUAUGGCGUCCUGCUCCACCGCGCGCGGCGGUACUGGAUCUGCGGGGGCAACGGCGCGGUCCUGGUCAGGGCGAUUGCGAGGCAGCUCGGCCCGGAGUGGGGGUCCGUCAUGAGGUGGCCGAUGGACGUGAUUGAUAGAGAGCAAGAUUGA